GAAUUCAUACCAAGAACACAAUUUAGUUGGAAUGAUUGAACUUCAAUUGAGACUCCUAUCGACUUAUAUUGUUCCACGAUGUCGAGUAAAACAAUAGCUUAUUUCUACGAUGCAGAUGUCGGGAAUUUUCACUAUGGUCCUGGUCAUCCCAUGAAACCUCACAGAUUAGCACUCACACACAAUCUAGUACUCAACUAUGGGCUCUACAAGAAAAUGCAGAUUUACAGGCCAUACAGGGCCACAGCUCACGACAUGUGCAGAUUCCAUUCAGAUGACUACAUCGACUUUCUACAAAGAGUGACACCUCAGAACAUCCAGAACUUCACCAAGAGUUUAAGUCAUUUCAACGUCGGUGACGACUGUCCAGUGUUUCCAGGUCUCUUUGACUUCUGUUCAAUGUACACUGGGGCAUCGUUAGAAGCAGCAACCAAACUGAACAACAAUCUAUGUGACAUUGCAGUAAACUGGGCUGGUGGGCUUCAUCAUGCAAAGAAGUUUGAGGCUUCCGGGUUCUGCUAUGUCAAUGAUAUUGUCAUUGCUAUUCUAGAAAUUCUCAAAUACCAUCCUAGAGUGCUGUACAUUGAUAUAGACAUCCAUCAUGGAGAUGGUGUUCAGGAAGCAUUCUACCUCACAGACAGGGUCAUGACAGUAUCAUUCCAUAAAUAUGGCAAUCACUUCUUUCCAGGCACAGGUGACAUGUAUGAGGUAGGCUUAGAGAACGGGCGUUACUACUCCAUCAACGUGCCUCUCAAGGAUGGCAUAGACGAUCUCAUGUACUCCGGUCUCUUUAAACCAGUUAUACAGAGUGUCAUGGAGUUCUAUAGACCUACGUGUAUAGUCUUGCAGUGUGGAGCAGACUCUUUAGGCUGUGACAGAUUAGGGUGCUUCAGUCUCAGUAUCAAAGGCCAUGGGGAAUGUGUAGAGUACGUCAAACAAUUUAAUGUACCCCUACUAGUGAUGGGUGGGGGCGGUUACACAGUCAGGAAUGUAGCAAGGUGUUGGACAUAUGAAACAUCGUUAUUACUCAAUGAUGAUAUCAGCAAUGAGCUUCCUUACAAUGAUUACUUUGAGUACUUUGCUCCAGAUUUCACAUUGCAUCCAGACACCACAACUAGAAUAGAAAAUCUCAACACCAAAGCAUACAUUGACCAGGUGAGGCAACAAGUGCAGGACAAUCUUAAGUGUAUAGCUCACGCACCUAGUGUACAGAUGCAGGAUGUUCCUCCAGAUCUUCUCAGUCUAGAGAAUAUUGAAGAACAAGACCCUGAUGUUAGGAACAGUACCAAGGAACAAGAUGAGAGGAUUGAGCCAGCAAACGAGUUCUAUGAUGGAGAGAAAGACCAAGAUAAGGAGGAUGGUGUUGUAUUAGAUGUAUAACAAACGUUGCAUUCACUGAUGAUUAAUGUGAAUGCACUCCUAUUCAGUCAAUGAGAAGGGGAGUUCACAUAUGUAUUCAAACACCACAUGCAUAUUUCCUGGUCAUCAAUGUAUUGUUGUUUGCCAUGAAUGGCUUGUCUGAGCUACUACCCUAUGUAGCAACAUAAUUUUAUGUUUGGUUGCCAUGUAUUUGGACUUGAACUUGACCCUUACAGUUUCAUCUCUCUAAUUGAUUUAAAUAUUCCAUGGUGACACUCUUCUGCAAAUUGUUGAGAUGGUGUACUGAGCUGUGUUUCAGAUGAUUACUAAUUUUAAUAAUACUUAAUAAUUUGCAAUAUUAAUAUAGCACUGAAUAAAAUGUUUCUAAGCGCUGCAUACUAUUAUCCUGGCUUGAGCAUGGCUACCCAAGCAUUCAAGGAAAUCCUUACUCCCUGUAUCCAUUUACUGCAUCUGGGUUGAGACUGGCAAUUGUAGCUAGAUUCCUUACCAAUAGGAUAUAAUCUACAUUUGCCAUUCUCCACCCGGGUGUGGUUUUUCCAGAAGUGGUAUCUACCAGGCCCUCAUUUAUAGUGUAAUGAUUAACCAUAGACUGAUACACUACAGUGAAUUCAAAUAUAAUUGAUAUUGUCUGUAUGUACUUUGAAGAUUAGUUCAGAAAUGUAAUCUAUAUAUUGAGGUGAAUAUCACAUUAAUGACCAAUGAAUAUGCAUGCUUUGAUAGUUUCAUCACAUAUGUCAACUCUUCUUCUCAUCUGUACAAUGUGUAAUGUAUUACAGUCACAAUGCAUCAUUUGAAUGUACAAAAUAUUUGUUAUUUCCUUACUAUGCCAUGAUAGCAGAUGCAUGAAAGCACUAUUUUGAUGUAUACAUGUACCUGCAAUGCCUUAAUGCUGCAGUAGCACCCCACUCCCUUUAUUCAAAGUGAUCUGUUCCCUUUUCACACUCUGUCCUGUUUCCCACACUAGUGUGUAAGCCACUUUGCCUAAUGCUUGUUUGGUUUACCGAGCCACUUCCCUUCAUCCCCUUAUGGGCUUAAUGCAUUUCAACAAGCAGUUUGUAGCAGAUCCUUUAUUUCCUCAUUUCCAGUUUAGGCUAUGCGAUUCAUCUGAUACCCAAUUGGUCUAAGACUACUUAGUGUAUCUUAUUUAACUAAAUGGUAAUAUACCAACUUGUAAUAAGAAAGAACCAUGCAAAGUGAGUAUGUCAAGUGACAUUAAUUCAUGAUUACACUGCAAAAACGCCAGUGUUAAUUUAACACCAGCCUGGUAUCUACAUCGGAACACACCAGAGAAGUGUUGAAACAACACCAGUUUAGAAUCAAACCGAUAUUGUUGCUUUAAUGCCUAUCUGGUGUUAGCCUAACACCAAACCGGUUUUGAUUCAACACUUCUCUGGUGCGUUCUGAUAUAGAUACCAGGCUGGUGUCAAAUUAACACUGGCGUUUUUGCAGUGUAUUAAACAGAUUUAUGGCACUAUUAAGUACAGAUAGGUAUUCAGUCAAGAAUGGAUGCACCAAACAGUCAUUAGAUAAUAUUGUUUGGCUAUAGUGGUGGUAUGAUCUGGUAAUUAGCCCAGUAGAAAUUUCACCUCUGUGUGACUUAUGUGUAUGAUCUUUGCCCUUCGGCCACUUGUGAAUGUUAAAGACCAUGGCCGUCCCCAGGGGGUGUGGAGGGUGCAAAUGCACCCCCAUCUAGACAACAUUGUUUGUUUUUUGCUUGUCAAAUUUAAACCAGCACCCCCUGUUAAAAAAAGAUGGUCACCAGCAGUACUGCCUGACAUCAGAAUUGAUAAUAUUUGUCCCUUUUUUCCAAAAAAAAAACGCCCCCCACCCUUCGAAAGCUGGUGACGGCACUGAAGACUUAUUAGGCCAUAUAAACCAUUACUCUGACAUAGCGAACCAAACUAUACAAUGGAUAUCAUACAAUUUACUAUGUUUGUGAUUACCCUGUGGCUGCAGAAUAAUUUUGAAGGGGGGGGGGGGGUUGAACACACAAUAACCCACAGUUGUACAGUCAUUUUCAUACUUUUUUUUUACACAUUAACUCCCCCACCCCCUGGGUCCGAUGGCACCUUAUACAACAUUCAAUCUUUUCAAAGGGAGAUAUGAAUCUUAAAUAUUUCGACUGCAGAGAUAAACAGUACUAUUAGGUUAGUGAGGAAGUUGUUGUUUCGGAACUUUGUUUGGUUUAUAGCCAUUUGAUCUUGUAGACUAUUUGGUUGGUCCAAUCCCCAGAUCAUUUCAAACACCACUAUGGCAAUACCCAUUUGAUCUUCUAUCAGUUGGUCUGAUUGCUUAUUUGAUGGAAAUAUCGCUAGGCCCAAUAACCUAUUACCUUAUGUUUUAUCUAAUGAUCAAAACAAAGUAUUUACAGUAACUGCAAUGUGUCAUAACAGCAAGCAAUGUAGUGCACCCAUUUGUCUAGUGAACUUUGUAAAGACACCAAGUGGCACUUUUUAACCUAUAUUUUAAUGUACUUUUAGCCCAUAUGAUAGAUCGAAGCAGGACCCAGUUUCAUGAAAUGUUUUAUCCUUUGCAAUUGUUAGAAUUCUUUGAUAUUAGACAACCAAUCAACAGGCCCUGUUUCACAAAACGUGUCCAUUACCAGUGCUAGUAUUCUAUGACAAAUCUGUACUUAUUCAUUUAAAUGACACUGUUUUUAGUGGCUUUUUAACUGUAGCUUAUAGCUUGUACAGUAGCCUGACAUUGAUAACAAGUUUUGUGAUAAUGGGUCCAAGCACUGUAAAUGUUUACAGGGUCACAGGCUGGGAUCAAUUCGAACUCGGCCCUUCGAUCUAAAAAAUAUUACAACAAUAUUGUAACUUUAAAUAUGCAUUUGGGUACCAUAUUUUGUACACGAAUUAAUAGGAAAUUAUAGAACUUGAUUGUGUUUUUGUCAUGGUUGCUUUCAAAAUUGAGGUUAAAACAUGUAUUCAGAAACGGGUUCGUGUAUGCAUGACGGUUGGAUAUAUCAAAUUUUUCAUCAAAAGUUUAUUUGCUACCUUUUAGAACUGAGUGUUUCAUGUAGGAAUUGCAUGAUUCAGCGAACAAUGGUUUGGCAUAACCAUUUGUUACCUUUUAGAACAGGGUGUCUCGUAUAGGAAAUUAUGAAUCAAAACUUCAUUUGUGUCCAUUGGGUAAUUUCUAGGCUGAAUAUGUCAAAUAUUUAGUAAAAAACCUGUUGUUAAUUCUGUUGUUUCAAAUAUUGACGACAUUAAUUUCUUGUAAAGUGCAUACUAUCAUGCACUUUUCAACAAAGAGUACAAAUCUUUACAGAUUGCUAGCAUUGCUCUUCCAUGUAAUACACUGCCAACAGACAGAGACAGAUCAUUUGAUCUUCUUGGAAUCUUUAAGAUUUGGAGCAGUUUUUUAAAACCAAAUUGUAGAUUUCCCUUUAUAUUGAAAGUGAAACAUACAUAAAUAAACCUCCAACCUAAAAGGAUAAAGCCCUAAAGCCUGGCGCACACUUACACGAUCCGAUAUGACCCACUUUUUUUUGUCUAACAAAUCGCGUUUUGCAUUAGAUAUGAAAUUUCCAAGAAGUAAACUUAUUAUAUUUUACAUGUACUGUAUGUUUGGCAUAAUGCUAGGAACUUUGAAAUCUGCAAGCUUUUUGGUCAGUGUUUAUUGUCCGAAUCAGCUUUAAGUCGCAUCUGAUGAUAACAUCAUUGUAUCAUUCAUAUCAAAUGCUUUAAAACCUGUACUAUUUCUUUGAAAAUCAAAUCAUACCAGAUUGUGUCGUGUCCACCAGGCUUAACUCUUACAUUACAGGUAUAUGUAUGUAUGUACAUUAUUUUUACUGAAUAAAUGGCGUAAGUAAUUCUAUGGGAGGAUUGGGAGCACAUAUCUGGACGCAUCGCAGUCUAGUGGUUCUGACUCUUGCCUUUAAAACAAAGGGCCAUGGGUUCAAAUCCUAGCCACGGCGUGUUUUCCUUCAGCAAGAAAUUUAUCCACACUCGACCCAGGUGAGGUGAAUGGGUACCCGGCAGGAGUAAUUCCUUGAAUGCACUGAGCGCCGGUGAUGGUAGCUCGAGCUAAAGCCCGGGUAAUAAUAGCAAGCGCUUUGUAUCCUCAGGCAAAUAGAGCUAUAUAAAUCCAGCUAUUAUUAUUAUCUGGGGUGUUUUUUAGUGAGAAUAAUCUGACCGAAAGUCAUGCUUAAAUGCCAACGUGCAUGUAAUAUGACAUUACAUACAGUAAUCUCACUAAUCUCUAAUCUGGUACUUAAUUGAUGCGUACUAGAGUGCAUAUGUAGCAUCAUUCAACCAAUGCAGUCAUUUUCAUGUACCACAUCCACCUGGAAAUUCAAGUUAAAUUUUGAGUCAGACUUCAAUCUUGGUGAAAACAACCCUCUCAUCUCCAUUUCUUAGGCCACAUUUUAACAAGAUUCUUUCCUAUGGAAAAUGAUUAGAUGUGACAAAAAUUGUUAGAUGAUGUAGAUACAGUAUCUGUUGUGUGCUUUAUGCAACUCAAAAUUACCCAAAAUGUACCAAUAUUCUAUUUUUAUAGAACUAUUUGUUGUUUGUGUACUCUACAACACUGUUGUAUUUUAUCAGCAGAUGAUAAGAGAUUAUUCAGACCCAUUUACAAGAGUCUAGGAUAUUCUGCAGUCUCAGAAAUUCUUACUCUUGGAAAUCCCUUUGUCUAUUUUCACUUUCAGAAAAUUUAUUAACAUAUUCAUGACUACCAAUAUGUAAUUUUGAUAUUCUUUGUACAGGGACCAUAUAGUUUUAGUAGGUAAUGGGGGAAUCAAUGAACUAUGCAAUGGUAACUUCCAUGAAAAUCUUGAUUCUGAUUGGCUAAUUAGUGAUGUUGCCAUGGUAAUUACCAUUAAUUGCAAAGUACAAUCAUUUAUUCAUAAGAGUAACAGAUUCAGACCUAUUUACUUGUGUAUAGGAUCUUCCACAGUCUUAGAAAUUCAUAGUCUUGAAAAUCCUUUGUUAUCUAUGAAUUCUUUUAGAAAAACUUAUAGACAUGUGAAUUGUUGAGACCUCUCCAUUUGAUGGUAAUUUCUCUGAAUAUCUUGAUUAGUUAAUUAGUGAUUUUGCCAUGGUUGAUACCUACCAUGGAUGACGUAAGUGACAAUUACAAAUGUUAAUCAAUUGGCCUUUGGUUAUUCAGAGUCAUAACGGAGACGGAGGCAAAGGAAUCUGUAUGGCACUAUGUAACCUGGCUCUGGUGAGCGUAUCGGGACUCAAAUCAGUGAUUUUUGCUGUCCAGUUUUAUAAGCUACUGAAAUCCUUGCAUCUGAUUGGUUCAGAACAUAUUAGUGAAGUUUUUUGUUUCAUGAAAUAUGUCCCUGGUCCCUCGAAAUCGUCUUUUGUACUAGAUCCAUUGAUGAUUUUGGGAGGCUCCUUUUGCAGGGGUUAUUUCAGAAAUAUUUCAGGGACUCAAUUGUCCUCAACCCCCCAUAUUUUUUUUUUGCUUUGUUCUUUGUUCAGUAUUUUGUGGGCAGUAUUUUGUGGUGCCGAUUACUUCAUUAUUUCAUCCUCAAAAGAGGAUGGAUUUAUUAUUUGAUACUAUUAAUUUGACCUCUCAAGUGAUAUUGAUGGGGAAAUUUAUAUAAUUGUAAAUUAUUUCACUGCAGACUUAUUUCUGAAAUUGAAAUCGGUUGUGACUUUUUUGUAUGAGAAAUGUACAUAGUGGUGAAACCCGAACUUGUAUUGUAAUUUUUCGAACCUUCCAUGUAAAUAUGCAUAGUAUAGAAUUUCUGAAUAUUUUUUGUGUGCUGUACGUGUUUUGUUACCAAUGUGUACAUUGUCUAUUGAAAUAUUAAGUAAGUGUAAUGUUGUUUGGAAUGGCAAUACAAAUGUCCGUGUAAAUAAAUAAAAUACACAAGCACACAGGAAAA
Molecule: messenger RNA, 7222 nt
Organism: Lytechinus pictus (painted urchin)
Lineage: Eukaryota; Metazoa; Echinodermata; Echinoidea; Temnopleuroida; Toxopneustidae
Product: histone deacetylase 3-like
Exons: 11
Coding region: 79-1377 (432 amino acids)
Cellular component (GO): nucleus
Molecular function (GO): histone deacetylase activity
Source: RefSeq, a predicted model, not a curated record